Messenger RNA from Penicillium angulare, 762 nucleotides. Its product is annotated as alpha/beta hydrolase. The record is from RefSeq and is a predicted model, not a curated record. Lineage: Eukaryota; Fungi; Ascomycota; Eurotiomycetes; Eurotiales; Aspergillaceae. The coding region runs from base 1 to 762 and encodes 253 amino acids. The transcript is spliced from 2 exons.
AUGACCACUAUUGUCCUCGUUCCUGGAGCUUGGCUGACCCCAUCUUUCUAUGAUCCAUUUGCUCUGGCUUUAAAGACAGCCGGCUAUGACGUUCGCUAUGCCAGUUAUCCAUCCUUAGAUCCCAAGGACCCUUCCGCAACGGACUGCGAGGCCGAUGCGAAAGUUAUUGCAGGCACUUUACGCUCAAUUGUGGAAGACGAGGGCAAAGAAGUGUUGCUCUUUCAACACUCCUACGCUGGAAUGCCUGGUGCUGCGGCAGCAGUCGGAUUAGCCAGAUCUCAACGGGAAAAAGAGGGUAAACUUGGCGGCAUCAUCGGGCUGCUGUUUAUCGGACCUUUUGUGGUGCCUGAAAGCCUUAGCUGCGCGGGUUUGCAGGGCGGAAACUUACCACCAUGGAUUUUACUCGACAAGCCAUCGACUGGUCUCAAUGUACCUGAAGAUCCGAUCAACAACUUUGCUGCAGAUGUCGAUCCGGCUCUAGCUCGGUCUCUAGAGGCUGAUAUUAAACCCCACUCGACGUUGGCGUUUACCUCCCCACAACCUCAUCCCGCUUGGGCGGAUGAGGAGUUCCGCGGUCGCCUAGGCUUCAUUGUCACUACCGAGGACCGUGCUGUACCUAAAGAGGCACAAUAUGGCAUGAUGGCCGCUACUCAACAGCAAUGGAUCAUCAAGGAGAUUGAUUCGAGUCAUUGUGCGCCAUUUAUAAGUAGAAUUGAGGACACGGUGAAGGCGACACAGGAGAUUAUUACUAAACUUGCAUAG